Tachysurus fulvidraco (yellow catfish) is the source of this 4207-nucleotide messenger RNA. It is a transcript of the gene caln1, whose product is annotated as calneuron 1. The transcript has 6 exons. The record is from RefSeq and is a predicted model, not a curated record. Bases 796 to 1455 code for a protein of 219 amino acids. Lineage: Eukaryota; Metazoa; Chordata; Actinopteri; Siluriformes; Bagridae. Gene Ontology annotation, molecular function: calcium ion binding.
AACCCAGAAGAAGUCUCAAAAGGAUCCAGCCAACAGUAGACUAUUUAACUACACAUACUGUCAACUAAUUUGACAUUAAUAUGAGCAGCUUGGUCUUCUGUUACAGGUUUAGUAUACUGUAUACUGUAGAUAUCACACUAUUAUACCAUGUAAGAGUGCAUGUGGUGGCGUAGUGUUUAUACCCAUCAUGUUGUAGACUAGUAUCUGAGCCACGCAUGGGUUAAUUUUAGAUGUGAAGGUAACCGUGGGAAAGCAGCAGAGCAGCUCGGGCAUCAAUAGAGAAACAAUUAGAGCUGAACUCCUGCUCUGUACGCAGCGAUGUAUAUUGAUCGGGUUUGUGGUAGUUUUCCCUCCAUCAACUGUUAGUGGGCAUCUUUUUUUUUUUGCAGAGGAAUACUUUUCUCACACACCUUCUUUGGAUGUCCACAGCCGUAUGCUAUCACUUGAAGGAAGAAGACACACUCGAGCUGCCUUUCUGUGGCGCAUGUGGAGAUGAUGGGAAUCCGCUGGUGCUGAUGGGAAUCCGCUGGAUUUGAUGGGAAUCCGCUGGUACUGAUGGGAGUUUGAUGAAGCGGUCGAUUUCCUCUAACUGGAACUAGGACGCGUUUUGUUCUCAUGUCGUCCACGCAAGCGGAAUAGCCAUUAAACACACAGACGAGUGGACAUUUUUCAGGUACAGCUGACAUUUAUUUACAGGUCGCGCGUUUCCCUCCUGCUCAUUUGGAUCGGAUGUCGGAGCGCAUUUGAUUACGCGCGUCAUUUCCAAACACUGGAUUUUACUUUCCAAGGGAGAAGAUGCCCUUCCAUCAUGUGACGGCAGGGCUGCUGUAUAAAGGCAACUAUCUGAGCCGCUCUCUGUCUGAACGCAGUGAUAGCGACCAGCUGGCUAGCAUCUCUGCUGAGGAACUGGACGAAAUACGCGAAGCCUUUAGGGUGCUGGAUCGCGACGGCAACGGCUUCAUCUCUAAGCAGGAGCUCGGCAUGGCCAUGCGCUCACUGGGGUACAUGCCCAGUGAAGUGGAGCUGGCUAUCAUCAUGCAGAGACUGGACAUGGAUGGGGAUGGACAAGUGGAUUUCGAUGAAUUCAUGACAAUACUGGGCCCCAAACUUCUGUCCUCUGAAACACGGGAUGGCUUCCUUGGAAACACAAUAGACAGCAUAUUUUGGCAGUUUGAUAUGCAGCGGAUAACAUUGGAAGAACUCAAGCACAUCCUGUUCCAUGCCUUCCGGGAUCACCUCACAAUGAAGGACAUUGAGAAUAUUAUCAUUAAUGAGGAGGAGAGCCUAAAUGAGAAUUCAGGGAACUGCCAUACAGAGUUUGAGGGAGUCCAUCCAACGAAGAAGAACCGACAGACGUGUGUACGCAAGAGCCUGAUCUGCGCCUUUGCCAUGGCUUUCAUCAUCAGCGUUAUGCUUAUUGCAGCUAAUCAGAUGCUGCGUAAUGGAAUGGAAUAACAACGCCACUGUGAGCAGGGGUGUGUGGGCGGAACCUGCAUGUGCAUGUCCGUCAGAGACGUCAUUCCCUUCUGCCUGAACACGAAAAAAGCCUUCAACCUGCAUCCUUCAGACUUAGGAAACCAAACACCUCGUCAUAAGAACGGUGGAGUGUUUUCUGUCAGGAAUGGCAGCCAGCAGGGGCCAUGAUUUACUGAGUCCCAUCUCCACCUCACUGGCAGGGACUUUAAAGGGCUGACUUGUUCUCUUUUGUUUUUUCUUCUUUUCCCAUGUCAUCCCUGUUCCCUCAGCGCAAUAACCCGUAGGACUCCGCAAGAACCUCUCCGACAUCCAAGUUCUGUCUCCCAUUUUCAUCAACAAUGUGAUGAAGAGCUGCUUCUAGGCACAGACAUGAUGGAAAAUGGAACUUCUCACAAAGUAAAUUAGUAGUAGCCUCUUGUCUAAAUACUUUCUACUAUUUCCUGUUCAUUUUUGAUGAGCUUGUUUCUCCAUAUGAUCAGUAUGAGAAUCAAACCUGCUGAAAGAUUAUUCUUGAUAUUAUGUUAAUUCCAGAUCAGGGUUUUUUUUUGUUUUUUUUUUUGCUCAUGUGAUAUUAUUUGAUCUUAAAUCUAUUUGAUUCUAAAUCUGAUGUUUAUCUAAAGGCCAGUUUAUCUGUGAAUGUCCUUACAGAAACACCUCUACUGAUGCUCUUACAGUAUAUAUUUCACAAUUUGCCCAAACACUGGGACCAGGAUUGAUUCAGAGCUCGUUUGGUGGAAGCUGUGACACUGAGAGUUAUUUUCAAAAACUGCAGAGAAAUUGCACUAAUUUUUGAGGCGCACCAGUGCAGUAAUUAUAUCUGCAUCAGCGAGGUUCACAGCCUGAACUGCUGGAUUGGUAUCUUGGAUAUGAUAUAUUUUUCAUUCCAGUCCAUUGAUGCUACACUAAUUAUAGUAUGCUUCCAUUACAAUCCACCUACACUAACGAACACAAGAAAUGAUCAUAGCAUGGCAUUUGACUCCUGAUUGGCUGCUGACUCGUGAUUGGCUGCUUUUCUGGUGCAAUGGCGCUUGACAUGCCUGAGCUUGAAAUAUAAGUUCUUGCCAAAUCUGAUCCCAAAACACCUGAAUGAAUUUCUAUUAUAGCAUUUUACUGGACAACUAACAGCAGCUCUGGAAUAUCACAUUAUUCCACAUAAAGUAUUUUUCCACUACGAAACAAAUCCUACACACUGUAGCUUAGAGUUUCUUUACCUUCUUUACCUUCAAAACUCUGGUUGAAGCUACUUGUACCAAAAUAACGAAAGACUUGGUUGAGUCACUUUCUUUGUUCCAUGAAUAAAGAAAGUAUUGAGUCUCCUCUUUAGACCAAAGCAUGUCUUUCCCCCAACACCAGGCCCCAGGACCAAAUCACUUCACACAAGGUGCAGCUUGUUUUUGCAGACUACAGACCACCAUUUCCAAGUUUUCUGGUCUAUACACUGGUUAAAAAAAGUUCUUCAUGAAACAUUCCAAACAUAUACCAAUAGGAUAGUGUAGAAAUAAGUGUGGAAAUGUCCCCUGUCUUCAGCCUGUGGUCAGUGUAUCUGUCAGUGAUUUAAUGGCUCCAGAUCCCGGUCGUUCUAUGAGCUUCUCCUUAACCGCAGUAAACCCGCAGUAACCUACAGUGAUGUUUCAUACCAGAAACCUAAACUCUCUCAACUGAAACAAAAGUAUAGGAUCAACUUCUUUUGUGUCAGACUGUUUUUACCAGGUUUUUAAAGACCCUUUAUAUUAUGCCUGUGUUUCUCUGAAGGUUCUGUCUAACUGUAGAAUUGUGCUGUGGAUUUUAUGCCAUGUUCUGAAAUGUCAUCCAUAAUCACAUGCUUUUUUGUUUUUGUUUUUUUUGCUCGGUUUGAUAACUGGGCCUGUCUUUGUGCCUGAUGCAGCUCAUUUUGUGCCUUUUUUUUUUUUUGUCGUUUUUUGUCGUUGUUUGGUUUUGUUUCAUGAGAACUCCCGUCUCUUGUAUGUCCUGUAUGUCUAAGCAGCUUAUUCUCCCCUUCCGUCUUUCUUAAAGGACUUUGCUCCAUAACGCAUGUGACCUUGUAAAGCUGUGUACAUAGAUGUCUCUUGUAGUCACCUGUGUUAAGUGAUAUGUGUAUGCAUGACUGUGGACAGUAUUUUCUGCACAGAAAGUGUCAGUGGGUGCAGAGGGAACGGCUGAACCCGAUAUCAAUGCGCCAGCUCUCAGCUCCUCCAGUAGCCUCUGACUAAAGCCAUAUAAGUCUGCACAGAUGUACUGGGAAACAUGGGUGCAUUUUCUAUUCCUUUAACAGUGAGAACUGCUGAUGUUUGCCUAGAGAAACACUGUCAAUCUGUUGCACGGAAAGGCUAGUCCUCGAACGAGGAUUCGUGAGGUCCGUCAGUGACAGUGGCUCCAUCUGGUGAUCCAUGUAUUAACUAACACCUUACAGUAUUGAGUAUUGUGUUUGUCCUCAUGUUGUCUGUCUCAUUGGGAUAAUAACAUUAGCUUGUAGCAUUUGAUUAUAUAAGAGCAGGGAGAGGAAACGGGACACUGUACCAUAUGUGUUUACAUAAGUAGAUUAUUUUUGUUACCACCAUUAUGGAGUAAGUGUGUGUAAGUGUGAGGAACUAUAGCUAGACUGUAUUAAGGAGAGAAUGUCCUUUUAAAUGUGCUACACGUGUAUUAUAUUUCUGUGUGAAUGCUUCACUAUUUAUAAUGGGGUUGUUAUGAGAUGGAUAUUUUUUAAAAUUGAACAUGAAUAUCUGAAUUG